CAGUGCAGCGGACGCCCCGUCCCCUGCAAAGCUUGCCGGAACACGGACGCUGAAUGCGUUUUCGAUGAGACCCUUGACCUCAGACGUAAGGUGGCCGCUCGACGAACUCUUGGGGAGUUGGAAUACUAUCGAGGUCUGCUACAUUCACUUCUGAAAAUGUUGCGGUCGUCAGACAACGAUAAAAUGCAUCGGAUACUGGAUAUCAUACGCCAGAGCGUGCCGUUAAACACCAUUGCCAGCGCUGUUGAUGCGCCUGCCAUCGACAUUGGUGAUGCUGGCCCUGAUAAUCUAGGAAGUGGCAGUGCAGGGAAUAUGGACGAUGCCAUAGCCCAACACGAACGUCUCUGUGCUGACUCUCACUCGCGAAUCACGGUGGAGAAACUCUGUGAUAUACCCCUCCUCCAGGUCUCCGCUCGGCCUUGGACAACAGUCACAGAUGACAAUCAUUUGGUUUCACAUUUGGUUUCCCUGUACUUCACAUGGGAUCAUCCACUGUCGCAGAUUAUGGAUCAGGGCAUAUUCCUGCAUCAUAUGGCAUCAGAGGAUAUUCAAUCAGAGUGUUGUAACCCCCUCCUUGUAAAUAGCAUCUUAGCGCUGGCAUGUACAUAUUCCGAUUUCCCGGAGGUGUUCGCCGUCCCUGGCGAAAUGACCUCAUGGGGCCAACAGUUUUUCACAGAAGCAGAAAGGUUAUGGAGCGCUGAGGAGGGACAGAAUUCACUAGCGAACAUCCAGGCAUUGGCGGUGAUAAGUUUCGUUUUGAAAUUGCAGGGUAAAGACAAUUUGUGCUGGCUCACGUUUCGACAAGCUGUGCAAUUAGCACGAGAUCGCGGUUUGUUUCAUGGUCCCGGAUCAAAACAUAGAAAUUGGCGGCAAAUGUCAGAUGAUGCCCUGCAAGCUGGCACAGCUACUGCCUGGGGGCUCUUUGCGAUAAACACCCAGCUGUCCAUGGAAUUGAGCAACGUCGCCGAUCUCCCUUUACCCAGGAUUCGACUUUACCCAACUAGCCACCCUGACAAGAAUGUUUUAUGGACACCGUACCCUCGCUCAAACCAUAUAGAUUACGAACGAAAGCCUUCUUUGCUGCAUUACACCAUGAUUGGGAUGGCUGAUUUGUCCGCAAUCAAUGUGCAGAUUCAAGACUUGUUAUUUGAAAAAGCGUUUGACUUGAGUCUCGAAGAGAUGUGGGAAACGGCAGAAGCGCUUUAUACCCGCCUUGGAAUGUGGUCCAGGGGUCUGCCUUCCGUUCUGAGCCCCGACGAACCGCAAAUACCACAGGUUUUGUUUCUGCAUAUUAGGUGUCGCCACAUGACGAUAUUGCUGUUCGAAUUCAUGUCAAAUGAGAUGGUCUUGAGGCGAGAAUCGCAUCGUCCUCAGUUCGAACAAGCCCAGUCGAUUCAAGUCCAAGCUGCACGGGAAAUUGCCGAUUUUCUCCGCAUUCACCGCGAAUCUUAUAGCUUGAGGCAGAUACCGAGGCAGUUUCUCGACCCAACGAACAGCAGUGCCAUCAGCCUUCUGGCGGAUUUAGAUGUAGACAAAUCCAAGGAAGCUUUCGUCGAGCUGUGUCGAUUUCUGGUAGCAUUCAGCAAAAGAUAUCUGCCAGCCAAAGCAAUGCUCAAGAACAUCGAAUCCAUUGCCCAGCGCAAGAAUGUCUCGUUUCCAUCUGACGCUCUUGUUGUGAUGGACCAUCGAGAGCUGGAAUCAUCCCAAUGGCUGUAA
This is a messenger RNA of Aspergillus campestris IBT 28561, 1716 nucleotides long. Its product is annotated as putative C6 transcription factor. Gene Ontology annotation, biological process: DNA-templated transcription. The record is from RefSeq and is a predicted model, not a curated record. The annotation marks the transcript as partial. Gene Ontology annotation, molecular function: DNA binding; zinc ion binding. Lineage: Eukaryota; Fungi; Ascomycota; Eurotiomycetes; Eurotiales; Aspergillaceae. The transcript has 5 exons.